Messenger RNA from Bacillus rossius redtenbacheri, 5727 nucleotides. It is a transcript of the gene T3dh, whose product is annotated as probable hydroxyacid-oxoacid transhydrogenase, mitochondrial. Gene Ontology annotation, molecular function: metal ion binding; alcohol dehydrogenase (NAD+) activity. Bases 306 to 1721 code for a protein of 471 amino acids. Gene Ontology annotation, cellular component: mitochondrion. The transcript has 10 exons. NCBI's taxonomy places the organism in Eukaryota, Metazoa, Arthropoda, Insecta, Phasmatodea, Bacillidae. The record is from RefSeq and is a predicted model, not a curated record.
AUUGUCAGUAGUUUCUACUACUUUCAAUUGAAAAAGGAACUUAACCUUGAUAUAAAUUUUUGUAAACAUGUUUACUGUUUUCAAUGUUAGGUUACGUCGAUCAACAAGUAGCCAAAUACAUUCAAAACACAAGUCAAGGCCAUAGUAUUAAGGCGCGGAUUUGAUUAAUUAGUUACGUGGUCAGUGCGUGUGGAAUUUAUAUUGCUGUAUAGCUAGCAAAUAUCAGUAUAGUCACCCAAAACUAGGUUUUGAACCCGUACGAGAAGAAUUAUUCUUCAUUGGAAAUUUUUGGAAUUAAUAGCAUAAUGAAACGAGUGAAGAUCUUGCAGCUAAUAAAUACUGUGUCGGAGGCAUCAUGUCGGUGUCCAGCUCACUCCCACGGUGGCGUUCACAGGAUAUUGCAGCAGUCACAGUCCAACUCUGUGGCAGAUGCAAAGCCAUCAAAGGAAUAUGCUUUUGAGAUGGCUUGUUCUACGAUUCGCUACGGCCCUGGUGUUACCCGGGAGGUCGGGAUGGACUUGGCGAACAUGAAGGCGAAGAAAGUGUGCGUCAUGACGGAUGCCAACCUGCUGAAAAUGUCCCCAGUGAAGGUGACUCUCGAUUCUCUGUCGAGAAAUGGCGUCGAUUUUGACGUGUUCGACAACGUGCGAGUGGAGCCCAGUGACGAGAGCUUGCAAGCAGCUACCAAGUUUGUUAAGGAGCACAAGUUUGAUGCAUUUGUGGCGGUGGGCGGAGGUUCCGUCAUGGACACAUGCAAGGCAGCAAAUUUGUACUACUCCGAUCCCGAGGCGGAAUUCCUGGAUUACGUCAAUCCACCAAUUGGCAAGGGGAAGCCUGUCAUGUGCGAACUGAAACCGUUAAUAGCAAUUCCAACGACGUCGGGCACGGGCAGUGAAACCACCGGAGUCAGCAUAUUCGACUACAAGCCCCUGAAGGCGAAGACCGGGAUAGCGAACAGGAGCAUCCGCCCGACCCUCGGCAUCGUGGACCCCCUUCACACACUGCUGCUUCCCGAGAAGGUCACCGCGUACAGCGGGUUCGACGUGCUGUGCCACGCGCUCGAGUCCUUCACAGCCGUGCCCUACACGGAGAGAACGCCGUGCCCGUCGAACCCCAUACUGCGGCCGGCCUACCAGGGGCAGAACCCCAUCUCCGACGUGUGGGCCCGCUACGCUCUGCAGGUCAUGAGGAAGUACUUCAAAAAGGCAGUCUAUGAACCCGACAAUGUUGAAGCACGCUCCCACAUGCAUUUGGCAUCUACAAUGGCCGGUGUUGGUUUCGGCAAUGCCGGAGUUCAUUUGUGCCACGGAAUGUCGUAUCCCAUUUCUGGAAACGUGAAAAGUUUCCAGCCAGUUGGCUAUAGCGUCGACCACCCCAUCAUCCCCCACGGGCUGUCCGUGGUGAUGAGCUCCCCGGCCGUCUUCAGGUUCACGGGCGCCGCCUGCCCGGAGCGACACCUCGAAGCGGCGGAGCUGCUCGGGGCUGACGUCACCAACAAAAAGAAGUCUGACGCAGGUUUGAUACUAGCUGAUACGAUACGGGAGUACAUGUUGGCGAUGAAAGUGGAGAAUGGGCUUGCGGCUCUAGGGUACACCAAAGACGACAUUCCGGGCCUGGUGAAGGGGACCCUGCCACAGCAUCGUAUCACCAAGCUUGCUCCAAGGGAACAGUCCGAAGAAGAUCUUUUCUCACUGUUUGAAAAUUCCCUCACUGUCUACUGAUGCAGCUGACUUGGAAUUCCAGAAUCAAUUAGAUUUGUGAAGACAUGUUGCUUGCCAUUAUGUGCUCAAUAUUGAAGUGAAACUUUUUUGGGUAAAAUGAGAGUAAAAAUUUUAAGGCCAAAUUUUAAUGCAACUUUUCGUGAUACAUUGUGAAACAUUUCUGACGUGAAGGAGGACAGAGAAUAGGUACUUGGCCAAAUAGAUAUAAAGAGAGUACCUACUAUGCUAUUUACGUUGCUGAGCUCGUAUUUGUUCUCCUCUUUGUGCCAAAAAAAAAAAUAGUGUCAAGAGAGAUAGAUGAAUCAAAGGAUAAGACAGAGAGAGUGCGUAUGCACAUCUUUCAGAAAAUAGUUUUAGGUAUCCUAUACAGUCAGCUGUGAGUGCCUUGAAUUUGAUAUCUGCUACCAGCGCACUCACGUUUCUCCUUGUUCAACCAGCAGUGUAGAGAGCGCUAUUGAGACAGUCCCCACAUUUCCGAACAGAUAGCACUACCUGUUAUUAAUUCCAUAAUUCGUUCAGAGAUUUAGCAUGUUCUAAAUUUCAGAAUUAUAUUUGAAGAAGCAGUAACACACACAGUUUUUCUUUAUGGUGUGAGUAUUUCAACAGUAAGUAAAAUUUACUCUUAAUCAUUAUUGAUUAUAUUAUUAUAUACAGGAUAUUAUUGGUAUCCUGAGCAGUUAUUUUGAAGUGAGUAAUAAUUUUGUUAUGUCAUGUUUAUUUAUAAAAUUGUCUUCUUUGUCUGCCAAGGUUGAAUUGCCAAAUAAGAUUCACUUCUAAUACGUGUACUGAAUUACACAUUUUUUUAUUCCAUUUUAAUGUGUAUGUGUUGAGCUGUUAUAUGUAUAAGUGCCCAUUUUUUUUUUUUAAUGUACUUUGAACUGUUAAUUUUAAAAUUUGUUUUUAACAGUUUUUACAAACAUUUAUUUUUAUGGACAUGUUCAGUGCCUUUUUUUCCUUCAGGGAAUUCUUUUGCCAACUGAGUAUACCUUCUUGACACAAUGUUUUAAUGGUUAUGGCUUGUGACAUUUUCCAUCUACUAAUAGAAAGCAGUAAUAUUUGGAUGUUAUACAAAGUUUCUACUGGUCAUGAAAAUCUUGACAAAGUAAGGACACUAGAUCUGGCCUGAAAGUGACAAAAUUAACAUUUUUUUUUUGAGAGUCACAAAACUUUAAAUGUGGCAGCCUUUUGCUAGUUGCAUUUUUUUUUUACACCGUACUUCAAUGUGAAGUGGAAUGUUAGAAAUUAAUCUUUGGAAUCUGAUUACUUCAAUCAAGUGAAAAUUAUUUUAAAAAUGUUUUAUCUUUCUAACAUAUAAAUUGACACAUUCCUGUGAAUAGUAAGUCUAUUUUGUAGUAUUUUAAGUCUGCUUGUGUACAUUAACAUGACUGUGAUAAGAAAGCUCUAAAAACUUUUUAUUGGAAUGUCAUGAAAAGGUUUUGGAAUUAUUUUGCCUGGUAUUUUUAGACAUCCUGUUUUAGUUAUGAAAAAAAUUUAAUCAAGGUACAAUAAGGGAUUUUAAGUUUGAGCAAAUUUUGUUUUUAAAAUUUCAGAUUGUGCAAGUAUAUAGUAUUUACAUUAUGUUGUAUUUUGGGCUUAAAGCUUUGCUGACACAGAGAUUGAGGCAAGACACAAUGAGACACGCCAGGGGUAUAUAGAAUCUAUAGCAGUGAUGUCCUACAUCACUCUUCUUCCAGGGCUAGUUAUCAUUCUUCAAUCUAAUCCAAGGGCCAGACACACAUUAAUAAAUAUUACAUUUCCCAACAAUGAUUUUUUAGUGUAAUAAUUUUCUGCAAAGUAACCAAUGUAAACAAUACGUGGUAUUUAAUAAAAAAAAGUUUAUUUUGAACUUGGUAUUUUCAAAACAAAUUAAAAAAAUAUAUAUAUUUUUAAAAAUUCCUGUGAGAAUACCAUAGAUUUGUAUCAGUGUCUGCUAACAAAUUAUCCUACAUAUAGGCAAACUAAGAAGGCUAAUGCACGAGCAUACAUCUACAGUAAUAAUAUUUAAUCAAAAGAUUCUACAAAUGUGCCACAUGGAACAGUGUUGCGGGCCGCCAGUUGGCAGUGGGGUAAUACUUUUAUGCUGUCUUGCAAGAUUGAUCGAUGAGACUGGUAAAUAAUGCUUGGUAGGACAGGGAAAACAAAGGGGUAUUUUCUAGAGGAAGAGAGUGGGAACCCUGAGUGUGUCUUGGCCUCACUCCUGUCUCUGUAUUUUGCGUAGUGACAGUCACUUUAAUGUAACAUUACAAAUUUAACAUGUAUCACGCCUUGUUCGUCAUGAGAUCAAAUUGAACUGUGAGACGUGGUUCUCCUUCAUACUUUCUGGGUUUUUGCAAUUUUGCAGAACAAUAAGGAAGUGGUAAUGAAUACUUUUAAAUAUGCAAAUUAAGUGGACUGACUUACCUGCCAAUGGUUGUAAAAAACUCACUCGCAAUGUUUGCCUGUGCUGCCAUCUUGGAAUGGAUAACGAUUAUAAUUUUGAUAGCUUGAGUGUUUGAUUCAGACAUGACAAGGGUGUUGACAAGUUAUGAUUAGAGACAAGAUUUUAUGGUUUUAUUUGCAAGCCAUUUUCUAUUUUGAAAAUGGAGGAUUUCAGAUUUAUUGAUUUUAUUGGUAUAAAUUCUGUUUAUUCUUAAAGAUAAUGUAUUAGUCAAGAAAUAUGACACAAACUUAUACAUAAUUUCAUUCAAAAAAAAUAUUUUGACUGAUAUAAUGCUGUUUUACAAUAAAUUAUUUGUAAUAAUCGUAACUAACUAGGCCAUAACUUUUCGGAUUAGAAAUAAAUCACCAAAUAAUUGUUGGUUUGUUUGAAAAAUGUAGAAACAUCAGGAAUGUGAAAAUGUGUUACUUAAACAAAAAAAAAAAUUAAAUUUUUUUCAUCCAUUUAAACUUUAAAUAUAUUUUGGUUCAAACUUGAUGCUUAAUAAAUUACAUUAAUUGAAUGAAAUAUGUUACGAUAGGACAUAUUAGAUUUUUAAGUUUUUGGAAUCCUGAUUAAUUUCAAGAUAUUGGUCAAAUUUUGGUGAGUUAUGGUGUAUUGCCUUUUUUCUGUGUCAAGUGGUUAAUUGACAUGCUUUUUGUUGUUAUUUUGGUUUUAUCACAAUUCACCAUAUACGUAACCCUGUCCCUAGUCAUUCUUCAGUUCGGCACAUUGUGUAGUCUGGUGCUGAUAGAGCUGCUUGUGUUAAGAAGAUUUUUUUGGAAUUUGGGCAUUUACCUGCCGCCCAGGUUUUUAGUUUGUUGUAACUGCCAGCUUUCAUUUUAGCACAGUGUUUUUUGUUCUCUCGCCAUUUACACAUCAAUUUUAAACAAUAUUUCAACUGCUAUAGUUCAGCUGGGCCAUUGUCCGGAACAUGCCAAACUAAAGAGCUUUUACUAUAAUUGUGUUGUGCUUGUAACAUGUAACAUGUAACAUUUUUGACUUUUUCAUUGAACUAUUAUCUUAUGCUUUUCAUUACUAUUGUACACGAGAUAAAAAAAUUUCCGCAGUUGACUUACAUAUUGUAGAGCCUUGCAUUUAAACAAAUUACAGUAUGCAAGAACACUGACUUAAAGUGCUGUGUUCUAUACACACAUUUACAGCUUUUUUAUUAUUAUUAUUUUGGACACAAAAAUGUGUGAGAAUGAAUGAAUGUUUUUGUAGAGAUGUGUUGCUGAGCAAGUAUUAAUUAUAAUUGAUAUUUAGUGAAUAAAGGUUUUUAAUAAUACUAUAAUAUUUAGUCAAAUAAUAACUUUGCAAUAGUUAAGAAGCUAUUGUAUGAUUGAUUAUGACUUCUGUAAUAUGUACUAUAUGGUUACUUCAGUGUAGCAGUAUUUUUAUUUUAUCAAAAGUGUGUACCCGCAUAUGUGUGUUGUUAAAUUUAAAUGAAUUAUAUUUUUUGGAUAGUAGUUGAUGGGAAAUUGUUACUGCACAAAUUUCAAAGAAAUAUAUUUUUAUAUACUCAUUGUUACUUUACCAUGGUGUAUGAAAUAUUAGUCAUUUGACUUCAAUACAAAAUAUACAAUAAAA